AUGUGGGGUGCCAAGUCAAGUUCAAGUCCAAUUCUUCAAGAAUUCCUCGUGGCGAUUGGUGCUGUGAUUCCGGGUCUUUCUUCUUUAGAGGAGAUGAGUGAGUCGCAACAGGAUCUCGUGGACCUUUAUGGCAAAAUGAGAGAGGUUGUGUCGUCGGAAUAUGGAGAGGAUCAAGUCAUGCGUGUGGCCCUAUCAUGGAAAGGGAACCCAUGGGAAGACUCGGUUCAAACGAAUUGGUUGAAGGAAGUGAUCGAUCCCCCAGAGGCCAUAUUGAAGAAUCUUGAUAUGAGGGAUGAUUAUCGUGAGUGGGAUUUAGAAUCGAGUCAAAUUCGAGCACUUAUGGAUCUGUGGCUGCCGUGGGUGCCGUUUCAUGUAGGAGUGGAGAACUUCAUACGCAUGACUCAAGCAGUCGAAGGGUCAACAACACGAACAAGCGCUGAUGUUCAGUUGGAUGAUGGCACGAUCGUGUCUGUCAAGCCUUACAAACACGUUGAGCACCCGUGGUGGAGGGAUGAUGCUAAGUCACUGGCUUGGAGGGUCACGACCCCCAACAAUAUACAGUACCACUCAAGCUCGCGGCUAAGUCGGUUCACUGAGAACGAUGAACAUGACGAGACGAAUGAUGACAGUCGUCAUAUGCGAACGUCUGUAUGCCUGGAUGAGGUGGAAUGGCUGCACUCCAUUUUGGGCUCAUACAGGUACGAGCAGUUCGCAAACCGGUUCCUGCGCCUCAUCAUCGACCACGGAUGUUCGGGGUUCUUCACCGACGGUCACGCAUUCAAUCUUGUUCAAGGUAGCCAAGGUCUCCAAUGGCAGACGGACAUCUGGAUCCAGGAGGGUGACGCACAAUGGCCGGGACGCAUGCAACGGGAUGCUCUUGACGUUCUUAGGACCGCCUUCAACGGCGGCCCACUGUAG
Molecule: messenger RNA, 918 nt
Organism: Gregarina niphandrodes
Lineage: Eukaryota; Apicomplexa; Conoidasida; Eugregarinorida; Gregarinidae
Exons: 1
Coding region: 1-918 (305 amino acids)
Source: RefSeq, a predicted model, not a curated record